Asparagus officinalis (garden asparagus) is the source of this 2485-nucleotide messenger RNA. RefSeq lists its product as uncharacterized. Bases 14 to 1894 code for a protein of 626 amino acids. The record is from RefSeq and is a predicted model, not a curated record. NCBI's taxonomy places the organism in Eukaryota, Viridiplantae, Streptophyta, Magnoliopsida, Asparagales, Asparagaceae. The transcript is spliced from 9 exons.
UGAUUCAGUCAUUAUGGGUACUGGGAACAAAGAGAGACCUAAUCCCAAAACCCUAGACACGGAUAAGUUUAGGUUUUUGAGGCCCGAUCCCAUCGCAUUGUAUGAGGAGGGAAAUGAGGAGAUGCAUCAAACUUACAAGAGCUCUGAUAUAAGGAAGUAUUUUCCCUCUCGACUCGCUGAUGUCACCGUGGGCCCCUCGUCGACCGGGCCCACUCCUCUACCUCGCCGGCUUCCUCCUCCUCCCUAUCGGCCGCCAGAAAGGGUCCCACUUGUCACCCACAACUCGCCUGAGAUUGAUAAAUUGUAUGCAAAAAGGAAGAAGGUAAGUGGUUUAUGCGGCACAUUCACUAAUUUGCCAACUCCAGAUGUCGAACAUACACUUACAUCAUCGUCAUCGGCAUCGGCAUCAUCAUCAGAAGCAGAUUCUCAGAUGUCCAGAGCAAGUACAGGACAGGUCAGUGAGACCCAAUUGGGGCCAGAGGAGAUAUUGCCAGAUACAGCUGAAGAGAUCCACAAGACUUAUUCAGAGAUACUGGAGGUUGACACUACGUAUGUUGCUCCCAGUGAGGAUGUUGUGUUUGUUGAUUGCCUACCUUCUAAGGAAAGGAGGCCUCUACCUUCAAAAGCACAGGAGUUUGCUCAUAGGAGAGAGACGUCUGGUAUCUCUCUCAAAGCAGAAGAAAAUUAUCAACAGCUUAAGGAGAAGUUUCUUCAGAGGUACCAGAAUGCAAAGGCCGAAAUCUUGAGACGUUUUCCAAAUCAACCAAAGGCUCCGAAGUUGGGAAGAUCUGGAAACAACCCAAAUACCAAGAAGCCUCCAAAGGGGAAGAGGGUGGUCAUACAGUGGAAUGAAUUCGGGCAGCCUAUCGGGGAUUGGGGCACCAAUUUCAACAACUACUUAGGUUGCCUUGCCAAGCGGGCGGAUCUAUUCAACCCUUACUUCAUGUGGACACAUCAACCUUUCAACCGUUUAGAAGCAGCUUGGAGAGACUUGGAGAAAUAUUUUGUUAUGGAUGGAAAUCCGAAUGCUUGGUCAUAUGUUUUUACUGAUAAAAUUCCAAAAAUGGUCCAAGAAUUUAAGUGGCUUUUGAAAAAGUUAUACUUUGAGAAGUACCAGAAUGAUUGGGAGCGUUUUUGGUAUUUGGACCCUCGAGCAGAUGGGCUCCACUUUGCUGCAUUAUGCUACUAUUGGGAGACAGAUUCUGCCAAGAAAAAAUCUGAUAUAUGCAAGGCGAAUCGGGAUAAGCAUGAGAUGGAGCAUCAUAGUGGUUCUGCUUCAUUUUCCCAGUUGCUGUAUAAGAACAAGAGACCUAUGAGAGUCGACGAGAUUGUCAAAUUUGCGUAUGGAACAUUUAGCCCAAAAUAUGAUAAGGAGGAUAAGAAGAAGAAGAAACUGGCGAUUGUUGAUGCUCUACUCCGCACAGUCCAAGAAGCGGCCCUUCAGUCUCAGCUUCAGAGUGAUGGAGAGUCUGCAACUGCCUCUGAGCUACCUGUAGAUGUUCAGGACCGUUGUGUCCAGGAGAUAUUUGGUCCCUAUAAGAAAAACCGAUAUAGACUCUGGGGAGUUGGAUCAAGGAAGCCGACUGAGAGUGGUGAAUCAUCCACUACAUCUGUUACUGAGCCAAGCAGCACCCAUGAGCCUUGUGUUUCCCGUGAAGAGUUCAUGGAAUUCAAGAAGAAUACCGAGGAGAUGUUGCAGAUGCGUUUGAAGGAGCGGGAGUUGAUGAUCAGUAUGGCUUCAAGCAUGCCAUCGGAGCAGCGAGAGAAAUGGCUGGCACAGAUGGCACUCUUGUGGGGCUCUUUAGAUGGCGAAUCAAGUGCAGCAAAGAAUAGAGAUGAUGGUCCAUUACUGGCUCAGGAAGACAGCAGUGAUGAUGAGACUGAGACUGCAUAGAAUAUUUAGUCCUCAUUGAGUAAAGAUGAGAUUGAGGAGGGACGUGAGGUAGAGAAAUGAGGACAAGAGACAAUAUGUAUGUUUUAUCUUUCGAUCUGUAUCUCAUAGCUAAUCUUUGUUGAUAUAUGUCGGUUCUGCUUUGAAGUUAUUCAUUGCUCUAUGGAGGUCAAAGCAAUUAUGCUAUGGUGAUUGGGUACGAGGCGGUAGAUAAGUUGUCAAGUUCGCAUGGUAUGCAAGUAUAUCAUGAUGAUCGGCUUGUUUAACUUGUAAACAUGUUAACCAUUGUGACAAGCAAAAUAUCCUAUCAUUGUGAAGUUGUAACAUGGUGGUCCAUUCGAUGGCUUGGAGAUCUAGUUCUCAAGGUGGAGCCCUGGUAUUACUAACAGCUUUCUUAAAAUGCGUUUUUGGCCAUGGGUUGGUGGUUUCAAACAAGGUGUACAACAAUGUAAACCUAUUGCUAGAUUGUAUCUUUUUUUCUUUUCUAGAAAUUGCUAGAUUGUAUACUAGUUUGUCGUUGGUGUAUCAACUACAAACUUGUUUCCUCUCAAAUUGGGGUGAAACCGUGAAAUCGAGGGGAAGAGAAUUCUCGUA